Messenger RNA from Plasmodium falciparum 3D7, 1518 nucleotides. RefSeq names its product PIMMS43 protein (gene PIMMS43). NCBI's taxonomy places the organism in Eukaryota, Apicomplexa, Aconoidasida, Haemosporida, Plasmodiidae. The record is from RefSeq and is a predicted model, not a curated record. Bases 1 to 1518 code for a protein of 505 amino acids. The transcript has a single exon.
AUGCAGAAACGAAUUUAUGUAUCAUUAUUUUUUUUGGUAUUCUUUUUAUCAAAAAUUUCCGUUGUUCUUUCCAAAGAUGAUGGCCAACGUCACGGAGAGGAUUCUGAUAGUAUGAAUAAAUAUAAUUAUAUUUAUAGACCUAAUGCAGACAACGGAAUUCACAACAAUUUAAGACCCUCAUCAUAUAUUGAUAUGGAACAUAUAGCUAAAGGAAGAGAUAAUACGUCAGGUUUGAGAGAAAACGAACUAUUUGAUAUACAAAAUGAUGAAAAUUCUAAUAUGGGUCCAGAUCAGGAAAAAGUUAUUACACUAUCAGAUAAAAUUUAUAUUGAUAAAAUAAAAAAUAUUAUUGAAUACAGAAAAUGGAGAGCAAAAUCUAAAUAUAGGUCCCCUGCUAAACAACCUGAGGAAGAUAUGUUUGUAGAAGGAUAUAUACCCAUAAAGAGAAGAGAUGAUAAUUUAUUACCUCAUGAAAAAGCUGAAAAAGAUUUUGAAGAGAUAAUACAAAAAUAUGUAGAUCUAGAAAACAAAUUACAAAAACAAAAAGAGUUAGAAGAAGCAGAAAGAAGGAAAAAAAAAUUAGAUGAUGAACAAAAGAGACAAAAAGAUUUGGAGGACACAAAUAGAAAAGAAAAUGAUGAGGAACAAUCAUACAAAAAACUAGAAGAUUUAGAAUUAGAGAAUAUCGAUACGAAAAUAAAUAAUAAUGAUACGUAUGAUGUAGAAAAUGGAUUUAAUGAUGACAACAAAUUAUACACUAAAAUUAAUAAAAUAGUUUCUCAGGUUUCCCAAAACAAUGAAUUAUAUGUCAAUAUUAUGAAAUAUAUAACUCUUGUGUACACUUCUCAUGUUGAUAUAAAACAAGAUGAUUUUACUAAUGGAUCCAUAUCAAUUUUUUUAACAUUUGAAAAUCCUAAAAUGGGAAAUGACCUUGCUAAUAUAAAUAUAUCAUUUUUUGCCAGUGAACAAAGAACGGGUACAAAUGAAGUUGCAGAAGCAAGAUCAAAUUAUUUAACUAAUUAUAACAUGAAUGAAUUAUUAGAAGAUAAUGCAUCUGGAAGACUUUUAUCUCAAGAUGAGUAUAUAAAAGAGUUGGUUAAAUAUAAUCAUUCGAUUAGUUCAUCUAAUAAAGAAAAUUUAAAAAAUGAAAAUUAUGAUGUUAAUAUGAAUAUUUCUAAAAUUUUACAAUACAUUAUAGAUAAUGAUAUUAAUCUUGUGGAUAAUUUUAUAACAUUCAAUAGAACUAAUGAACAAGAAGUAACAAUAUCAAAAUUAGACGAUUUUCUCCAUGAAUGCUCAAAGGUAAAACCUGAAGAUAUAAAAAAGGACGAAAUUCAAAAAAUUAUAAAGACUAUAAACAAAAAAGAACAAAUUAUUAAAGAAGUAAAAAAUUCUUUGAUUAAAAAAGAUAUCGAAAAAUGUAAAUUAUAUACAACAAUUCUUAUGUUUGGUUCUUCCAUAUAUUCUAGUAUAAAAUAUUUCUUUUUAUUAAUGUUAUUUGUUAUAUACAUAUUGUAA